AAUGAAACGAAGUAAUAAUAUUUGUAAACGAUGAUACCCUUGAGACUGAAAUGUUUGAGUUUCAUAGUCAAAUAAUUAAAACAUUAAUUGAUAAGUUGCCUGGUAACAAAAAGUUUGGCAUUUAUAGAUUAAUGCCACUGUUUUUUGUAAUGGGAGCUGCCUUAGAAUUUUCUAUGAUUAAGUGGAAACCGCUAGGAGUGAAUUUUUGUAAUUUUUUUGUUUUGUUGUGAAUUGAUGAUUUGUUAAUGGGAAGCGUUAUACUUAUACGCAGUCGACUGCGCAUAACCCUGAGAGUUAUUCCCAGCCGACUGCGUUUAACUCUCAGGGUAGUAGUCUGUAGUCAUGUAGUAGUAGUAUGAUGUCACUAUCACUAUGUUAUAUGUCAUAUGUAAAUGCAUGUCCUUGACUGAAAUGUCACUAAGUAAGAAAUGGCGUCAGCGGGCCGUCGAGCUAAUGAAGCUAAUGCCCUUUUUGCCCCCCCCAAAGCAACCCCCCCCCCCCCAAGCCUGGUAUCGGGCCGUGAAGCGGCACGUAAGAGAUGCCUCUUUGCCAGGACAGCCCCCACCCGAGUCCGCUCUAUCUGGUUCCGCUGGGGGCAGCAUUUAUUUUACAGCUUUUUAACAGUGUGCAGAAGUUCAGUGUGUCACACCCAUGUAUAUAUUAUAAAUUUUAAAUUGUUUUAAAGAUACCCAGUAGAUCCGACACUGUGUUUGCACAGUGUACACGAUCAACUUUCUCAGGAGUGGGAAUGGUAAAUUUACGUCCUAAUAUCUUCCCCCACCCAUCCCGGGGAAGCGUUGGAUGCCUUUUAAGAGAGUUUCUACAGUGGGUUUCCACGGCGCAAGUUAUUUGCAAAGUAGCUGGGACGAAACUGUUGCCUUGGAGCAGCUUCUAAGGGCUGCAUUCACUGCAUAGUAAGAAUCAUCGCCUAGAGCUUACCACCUUCGCCUCUAGCCUCAUAUCCAUUAAUGGCAACUUGUCAUGAUCCCUACCCUGUCUCUGCCCUUACUUCCAAUUGUGAAGCGUCACAGCUGGCAGCCCUUUAGGUGGUGUUUUAUUUACGGAAUGUACCAAGCUCAUCCCUUGUCUGCCCACGCAGGACGCGCCACUGUGGUCUUGUUCCCUGGGUAAUGUCGAGGGGGUCGGUGGCCGUUGCCUCCGAAUCGACAUGUCCUUGACUAAGACACUUACUAAGACUUAGUUACUUAGUACUAAUUGACUUAGUGACUCACUAGCUUAGUGACUGUGUUAAAGUUUUAGUUAGGUUAGUUAACUAUUUUAGUAAAACUAAAACUAGUUCUAAUUACUAUGUUAUGAGUUAUAUUAUAAAUUAUAGGCCUACUUGCCAUUAUUUAAAUCAUGAAUCAUGGCUUUGUCUAAGCUGAGACUUAGAUAGACUAGAUUCCACACCAAUUGCAUGCAUGAGCCUGUGAAUCAUGACUAUGUGUCUAUAUUGUUCCUACUCACAAUAUAGACAGAUAAUAUGAGUAUGAGCUACACUCCCAUGGCUAUACUAUACUCGCUAUACACAUUACACUGACUAUAAUUUCUCACUCAAUCAUCAAAAUAUAUACUCACUGACAAAAUUAGGGUGGCAAACUAAAAAAAAAAUCAAAUUUACUGAAUAAAAUUCUUUAGGUACACAUUUUUUUAGUAAAACAUUUUAAAUUAAACUUUAAACUCACUGAAUCUUUCACUCACUAUCAAUCUUCUACAACCUUACAUUAAUAAUAUUAUUAUUAAUGAAAAUUUUUUAAAAAAAUCAAAAAUCUGUUUGGCACAAAAUGUUAGUUUUUAUGUGUAUCAAAUUUUUAAGGGCCUAUAAUUAAUUAUAUUAUAAGCGCCUAUGUCGCAGUAUGCUGAGUAUGUGUUUUACUUAAAUUAUAUGUUUAUUAUUGUAAUUUUUAUUGCAUUGUCAUCUGUUUUGAAUUUCUCCUGCUUAUCUAUGUAGCAAGAAAUCACAAAAGCUGAGAUUGAGAGUUCCCGUUUUGUUUGACUUUUAAAGUUUUUUGUACAAUUGUCUAAUUUUUUUUUACGAACAUCCCUGUUUUGUUACACAUCAAAAUGCCAAUUAACAGACAAGUAAAUUUAGGUAAAAUUUUGACAGACCAUUGACUAUUUGCAACCCUGCACAAAAUGGACAUUAAUCAUUCAUUCAUUGAAUAUUGAUGAUUCAUUGAUUGACUCAAUCACCACCAUGACAUGAUCCUUAUUUAGUUUUAGGUCCAUCCUGAUAUUUAAAUGUAGGCCUUUGAUAUAACUUAUUUUAAUAUUUAAUUUCUAAAUCUAAGACUCUUUAGUCUCUAUCCUUUACUUAAAGAAUUAUUUCUAUAUUUUAGAUGACGUCUACAUGAAAAAAGAAGCUACUAAACUCGCAGAAGAAGCUCUGGAACUUGAGGGUCAAAACUAAACAAAGUACAAAGCUUUUACUUUUAUAGUAAAAAUUUGAUAUGUACCAUAUUUAUUUGAGAAUAGAUUAAUAAAUUAAAACAGUGUUGCUAGUUACUGAAAUUCAUUUUCUUUUGUUUUUAAGACUUAAAAAUAAUUCAAAUGAAUGCUAAUUCAAUAUCAAAUAAAAUUAAUUCCCCAUUUUUAUAGUGUCUAGUCUUUAAAAGUAAAUCAGUUUAUGAACAGUUUUUUAUAGAAAAGUAAAGGGAACAAAAUUAUAUUUAUAUUAAAAUUAAUUUUUAAUGCUAGUCAAUUUGUUCAAAUUACAUUCUAAUAUCUAAUAAUUCUCUUAAUGAACAUACAACAGAAGUCAUGCCUGCUGGUACCUCUUGGCCACGUUAUUUGUCAGCUUGUGCUGCAGCUUUUCUCUCAAUGGCUGCAGGAGCUCAAGUAGUUCACAUGAUAUAUGUUCCUUUAAAGGUAUCUUAUGCUUUUCUAUAAUUGUCCUUUUUUUUUUAAAUUUUGUUUUUAUUAAAUAAGAAAUUUAUAGAGGUGAUAUAAAGGCUGAUACACUAAUAAUAUGGCCUAUACACAUGAUCAUAACAUUUUCCUAUUCCCUCACAUUGACUUCAGACAGUACCAGGUAUUGUAUUUAUGUAUUUAGGAAUUUUUAUAUAGCGCUUACCUUAAAGCUCUAAGCGCUUUACAAUUAGUAAAAACAUGUAAACUAACUAAAAUAAAAAUGAGACAAUAGGAUAGUAACUACUAUACUAUAGAAACAAUUAAAAUGGCUAUAAAACGAGGACACUUUGGUUUUUUGUACAAUUUCUUAAUGACUUAAUGACCUAUCUUUUUCUUAUCCAAAAUACAACCCUUUUUUUUUUCUUUUCCAUUUCAAAACCAAGCAUUUCAAAAUAUUUUUCAACUAUUUUGUCUCACAGGACUUGGACAGCAGAGUUGAAUUAGAAAAAGAGCGUUUGAGGAAAUUGAGAAACGAAUUUAAUAAUCCUUCAUCUUAGCCCUCUGAAUCCAUUUGACAAAUUUUUUAUUGGAGUAAACUAUGUACAUGAACACUUUUCUGAUGAAUGUUUUGUCCUUUUAAUAGUUUUAAUGAAAGGAAUGAUUAUUAAUUCAUAAUAAAAUUUUCUGUUCCUAAAAUCUUGGACACUUGGAAUUAUAUUUUUUGAGAUAAUUGUUUUUUACCGGUACUGGUUUUAAUAAACAUAAAAAUAGAUUGGUUUAAACUUUAUAACUUUAUGUCCUCUAAUAUUGUUACCUACUUUCAUCCAUGUUUUUUUAGACUUUCAUUCAAUGUAUGAAAGUGGAAAUAGAUAUCCUUGUCACUUUCAUUUUCAUCUGUUGUAAUACAUCAACACUAAGACUUAUUUCAUGAGAAAAAAAAAAGGAUGUCCUUUUAUCCAAGAAAUACUUGAAGAAAGAAUUUAUUAAUUCCAACAUAUUCUUAAUGUGUGUUGUAAUAUGAAUAGUUAUCUUGAUUCAUAAAAGUUACGGUAUUAAAAAAAAAAGAACUGAAAAAGAA
This is a messenger RNA of Lymnaea stagnalis (great pond snail), 3928 nucleotides long. Lineage: Eukaryota; Metazoa; Mollusca; Gastropoda; Lymnaeidae. The record is from the annotation of a GenBank genome assembly.